AUGAAGGUGCUGAUCGUGGAGGUGCUUGAGCAGGUUGCGGACCGGGGGGCGCCACACGAUGUCGAGGAGUGGCUGCAGUCAGCUGCCGAGGAGCGGCAGACGUGGGAGAUUCAGGAGGGUCCGCGGUUCGAGGCCGAGGAGCGGCUGCAGGGGGAGGCGGAGGAGCGGCCGCAGCUGGAGGCGGAGGAGCGACUACAGGGCGAGGCUGAGGUGCAGCGGCAGGUGGAGCAGGUGGAGGAGUAG
This is a messenger RNA of Cutaneotrichosporon cavernicola, 243 nucleotides long. RefSeq lists its product as uncharacterized. The coding region runs from base 1 to 243 and encodes 80 amino acids. The transcript has a single exon. The record is from RefSeq and is a predicted model, not a curated record. Lineage: Eukaryota; Fungi; Basidiomycota; Tremellomycetes; Trichosporonales; Trichosporonaceae.